AAAGCUUCAUGAAACAAAAUGGCUGCUGGACUCGCUUUGAAAACCAGGAACAAACUUUUUCCCUGCUCCCCUGCUCUGAACGAUGGAGCAAAGUACGAGUGAAACCCCUCAAAAAACAUUUACGUGCCAGUUGUGUGGUUUAGUUAGCCCUUAUAGUUACUACGGCCAGAAACCACCAAACACUAGAGCUAUUGUGUUGCUUGAGGAGUGUUUUGUGACUAAGGACCCCUUCACUCCGGACAAGGAGAAGUUUCUUGUUUUGGGGUCUACCUGCAGCCUGUGCAGCCUGUGUGUCUGUGUUGGAUCGGACUGUAGUCUUUUCUACACCAAGAGGUUCUGCAUGAAGUGUGUGAACAAGCACCUGGACCAGUUCCCCCAUCAGGUUCAGGCUGAGCUGGCCAAGAAGAAGCAGAGCUCCAGGGCUGCCAUCUCAUGACAUCGGAUGUCCAUAACCUGCUCAGGUGUUUAGGACAAUAAUAUAAAUAGCUAUCAUCAUUAAUCAUUUUUAUCAGCACUUUUUAUUAAACCCAUACCAGACCAAAUUAUAAAUUCAUCACGCUGAACAACAAAACAUCCUGUACUUUAUUAGCAUUGCUCUGGGUUAUUAUUAUUUAUGUGGGAAAUUAACACACACCCUUCAAAUAAUACUAGUUUAGGCUUGUAGCCAGUAUGUUAACCUGCUGCAUUAACCAGGUUUUAUUUAUUUCAUGUAGAGUUUUAUAGAAGCAAACAGCAGGUGUGACUAGUGUUGCCAGAUCCCUGCUGGACUGUGUUUGCAGGCUGAGAAUCAAACCUCCUAAUUAAAAAUCUGAGCGCCAUGCACUACAUGUGGGUAGUUGCCCUAAAGUUGCUCUACAUUUAUAAAGUAUAAGUGUGUUCAACUUUUUUCCAGUGGAGCGUUCUCUAUCAUUUCAACCCUAUGCUAUAUUAAUUCAUAUGGACAAGCAGCAUUAAAAUUACUGCUAAUAUAUGUGCCAUUAUUUCCAUGAUGGUCACUUCAGUCCACUGCUUGUUGAGCCCAUUUUGGCAAUUACAAAUGUAUGGCCCAGAAGAGCAAUGUGGAAGCAAUAGCAUAUCCUGAGACCAGCUGCUAGUCAGCCUGAAAACCAGAUUCAUGUUUCCACUGCUGUUGAAAUGGAAAGAAAUUAAUAAAUUGCCCACAAUUUCUCUUUGUACUUGA
Lates calcarifer (barramundi perch) is the source of this 1180-nucleotide messenger RNA. RefSeq names its product cysteine rich DPF motif domain containing 1 (gene cdpf1). Lineage: Eukaryota; Metazoa; Chordata; Actinopteri; Centropomidae. The record is from RefSeq and is a predicted model, not a curated record. The transcript has 3 exons. Bases 83 to 436 code for a protein of 117 amino acids.